Messenger RNA from Trichoderma asperellum CBS 433.97, 764 nucleotides. The record is from RefSeq and is a predicted model, not a curated record. NCBI's taxonomy places the organism in Eukaryota, Fungi, Ascomycota, Sordariomycetes, Hypocreales, Hypocreaceae.
CACUGGCGCGCUCUCGAGGGGAAAUAAGUUCAUAUUCUGUACUUGUACGGGUACACAAAGAGUGAAUACCAGCGCACUCGGCGUAUUCCGCACCGGUACAUUGAAUUACGAGCAUCUCUCGUUUUUUCCCUUGAGGACUGGAGAUGGAGACCCAGGAAUCCAUCCCGUCUGGGGCUGCAGUGCUAGCAACAGGCAGAGUGGUCCGUCCCAGCAGAUCCCGUUGUUGACUAGCUGUCUAAGCAGACGGCGACUAUGACUUAGUGCAUAUUGCCUGCUCCAUUCCCUAGAACCACACGGAGGCUUCGACCAUCUUCCCCGUCGAUGGCAGCGCAAGCUGGCGAUGAAGACUCCAAGAGCUCAUGCUCUGGAAGUGCUACUAGAAGCCUCUUUCGGCACACCCUGGCCGAGGCAUGUGCUCCCUCCUGUUCUUGCUCCAGCCAGUCCCCCGCCGGCCACGUCGGUCCAACAUUUGUCUCUGAUGCGUUCUGCUGGCCUUCACCUCCUACGGUACAACGGGAGGAUCGUGACGCUGGCCUCGAGUACUCAGGACAUACAAUAGACAAAUCUUGGGCAUUGCCGCUCUUGGUGCUACAUGCUUCAACCCUGUGUUAUUGCUGCUGUUGCUCCAUCCUGCUCAUAAUGGGGGCGUGUCGAUGAGGCUCCAACGGAUAAGGAGAAUAUAUAUUAGUACUCAAGGCCUGGCGAGUCCAUUAAAACUAGUGGCCCCUUUCCCAGAGCACGGGAAUGCAUGCAUGGCCUCCUCC